AUGAGAGUGUCGUCGGCAACCAUACCGAGGUAUUCUUCUUCUUCGCUCUCCUCGUCCUCCCCAGGUAAACGCCAUCAGUCCAGCCACGAAUACCCUCCGCUCGAGCUCCCUCUCCGAUGGCAUGAUCCACCGCCGAAGUAUCCACAGCUCGAGCAUCCGAUGCCAUGGCGAGAUCCUCCGCCUGAUCGCGAAGUUCGCAAACAUUCCUUGCCCAACCAUUUAUUCUGUAAUCAACCCGUGACUUUGGUCCGGGACUCGCCUCCGCUCAUCAAUCGGAGCGCCACCUUCUCUUGCGAUCUGAGUCCGCUCCCUCCGGCAUCACCGGAGCCCAACAACUCGCUUCCGCACCCGCCUCCACAGAUUACUUCCGCAUCCUCUGUUUCUCCUCCGAUCUCCUCUACUCCAUCCGAAUCCGCCUCCGCUCAUCAACGACUUGCUUCCGCAUCCGAGCGCGAUUCCGCGCCUGGCGAUGAGCGCAAACCCGCACCUUGCGACGAGCGCAAUUCCGCGCCUGGCGACGAGGGCGAUCCCGCGCCUGGUGACGAGCGCGAACCCGCGCUUGGCGACGAGCGCGAUUCCGCGCCUCGCGAUGAGCCCGAUUCUGCGCCUGAUCCUCUUAGUUGCUCUGAUGGCUCGCUUCAAAUCUUUGCACCGACUUCCGUCUUUCGAUCGCUUCUUCCCCAGCAGCCGGGCGAUGAGGGGCUUCAGCCAUCUGAUUCGGAUAUCAAACGGGAGCCAUACGCGCUGGAGAGGGGCGAUGUCGGGGUUCUGGAACGUGCCGCCGGUGACGAUGGAGGUGUGCGCUCACGCUACCUUCUGUGUCCCUCUUCUAGUGCAUCGCAUCCACCGGCUCCCCAACUGGAGACAGUUGUCGCCAUAGCCAAGUUACGAGGCGCUAAUGUUACAGCUGGGAGAUCGAGGGGAUUGCUCUGCAUGGUAGCAUAA
This is a messenger RNA of Dendrobium catenatum, 945 nucleotides long. RefSeq names its product pollen-specific leucine-rich repeat extensin-like protein 1. Bases 1 to 945 code for a protein of 314 amino acids. The record is from RefSeq and is a predicted model, not a curated record. The transcript is spliced from 2 exons. Lineage: Eukaryota; Viridiplantae; Streptophyta; Magnoliopsida; Asparagales; Orchidaceae.